UUUACGAUAAUAAUGACAGCAACUCGUCGGUAUAUCCAUCGAGUUUAUUUCCUUUUGGCGAUGUAAUCAUAGAUGGAUAUCGGUUCUAAAGUGAUGUAAUACACACAGAAAAUAACUUUUAAAAAAUGGGGAGGCACGGGAAGUGUUUCAAUGCUGCCUUUUACACAACUCUACUAAUAAUUCUGAUUCUUCAGUUGCUGAGCACCCUGGAGAGACAGGUGUUCGAUUUCCUGGGAUUUAUGUGGGCGCCCAUCAUUGCAAAUUUCUUUCAACUAGUGUGUGUUAUUAUCGGAGGAUUUGGAGCUUACCAGUACAGAACAAAGUUCAUUGCAGUGUACAGCACCUGGUCGUUAAUUUGGCUGGGAUGGAACGUAUUUGUGAUCUGUCUCUACCUGGAAGUUGGAGUUUUAAAUAGAAAAAGAGACUUGUAUAUUCUUAGUAUUGGUACGAAAAACAAAAGUUGGUGGUUGGAGAAUGGUAUUGGCUGUAAAAUUACCAACACUUCCUGGAAGUUGUCAAAUACCGUCCAGGAUUCUAGUCGUAACAUUCCACCCGAGGACGUCAUCAAAGGCUGUCUCCUCGAAUACUACUACGUAGAGGUGAUACACGCUGGAGUACAAUGUUUGCUAGCGUUGAUUGGUUUUGUUUUUUCCUGCAUCAACCUGUACAUGUAUGGAGAUGAGGAGGAGAGUUCCUUUUUGUUUCAAGUACACAAACAUUUAAGCUGUGGUGGCCCUCCACUGUGGGACAGAGCAAGUCCUGCAAACGACGAGUUGGAGUUUGUGAAGAUGUACAAGUCUCCGUCACGGUCCUCGGGUGUUGAUGUGCAGAAUGCAGGCCGCAGUAGCAGUAGUUAUUGUGAUAACCAGACAUUUGACGGAGUAGCCAAUGAAUACCCAACCAUAGAGAGACCUCCGAGUUACGAGACAAGUAUGCGCGACGGUACUGUCAUUAACAACUAUUAUGGCACAUCUGAUCGACAAAGUGUUCGCAGUUUGCGCAGUGUUAGAAGUAAAGCGAGUACAAAGUCAAAGUCGAACCGAAGAAGAGAGGAUGCAAGACCAAAGGAUUUGCCGUGGGUCCAAAUAACGCCCUCUUCUAGUAAUAUGGAUGCACCAUUCAGACAUUAUCCAUAGAGCAGCUAGGUAUAUAGAGAUGAGUGUUGAGACAUUGUUAAUGAUUAAAGUAUACUGACACUUUAUCGAUGGAAAAAGACCUCAUCUCCUAGCCUGAUUGUGCAGAAAGAUGAUCACGUGUAUUAAGGGUCGGUGGUAUUCGGAGUAUCGCUCCUGAUCUCAAGCCACUACAAUAUAUAUACAGGUACCGAGAUCUAGACGUUUCAUUGGUAUACUACGACGCAGAAACAUGGGAGCUAGACUUGUGUAAUACAUGUCACGGCAUUUCAUGUUCAAAUCACUUGUGUAUAAUGAACAGUUAUUGGUACACGAUAUUCUUUUGAGGACUAUUGGACGGAAGUGUACGUUUUUCAUUGGCUGAAAUUCUUUAUUUUGUUGUCAAUGUUUGUGAGAAAGAGAACAUGGCUGUUGCUCAUUGGACAAUGAAUGUGUCCGUCCAUUCAAAACGGUGAUGUCAUGUGACAAUAUCAUGUGACAUAUAUACAGCAGCAUAACAGUAUCAUCAUGUGACAACAAUACUGUGCUGUGAUUGGUCGUGAUUGUUGUUGAGAAGAUUUGUUUGUUUCUUCUAAAAAAGAAACAGUAUUUUUUGUGGUUAUUAGUAGAAUAUUAGUACAACAUUAUUUGUUUUGUCUAGUGCAUGUGUAUGCAUGAAUGAAUGAACAAUGUUUUGAAAUGUUUGUGAUGAAAAAUACACAUAGCAUGAAUUGUGUAUAUGAACUUGUUAUAAUGUAAGUCUGAUAAUCGUUGGUUAAAAUCAUGAAAGUUUGAUGAUUUUCAGAACACGACCAAACAUAAGAAGUUAAUAACAUGCAAAUAUUUACUAUUUUUUUCCCCAUAAAAUGAUAAUUAUGAAAUCGUAUGCUAGGAUUGUAAGUCGUGUUUCCAUAUAAAAUACUUGUUUAUUAUCUAACUGCACUAAUUCAAAUUAUUAAAGGUGCCUAUAGCUAUUAAUUGUUGAUAUUGAGAUACCAGUUUAUUAACUUUUAAAGGUGACAUAUGCAGGAAGAUAAUGUGACUGGCCUGUGAAUGAGAAUGUAUAGACUUGACUGUCUUUGUUUAAGUUUUCAUUUAUUUGAUCACUGUCUCAUCACCCAAGUCUAGUUAAUUACAGCUAAUCAAAAACUUAGAUGAAAUAAACUUGUAUCUUGUUUGUAUCCCGGUAAGAGAAUUUUCUGAAAAAAAUGACUAUAUGAUUUAAUUGAAAUUGAAAUUCUAAAUGCUAGUUCUGGGUAUAACGUACAGCACGAUGAAAAGUGUUGCAGAGGUGGUUGUUUUAAAAACAAAUUAUCAAACGUAACUCAAAAUUCAAGAAAAAUCAGAAUAAAAUGAAGUUAAUCCUAGAAAAGGUGCCAGUGUACAUAUUUUGUGUCAAAACUUGCUGCUUUAAGUAUAUGGUGAUAAAAAGACAGACAGGUUGUCAUAAGGGAGUACAGUAAAUGAAAAAUAGUCAAUCAGUUGGAUUAUUUGUGCUCUAAAAUUCUGAAUUGGACAUGUACCUUUAAAAAAAAUACUGAACCAAAGCUGCAGCUGCAUCAUAUAUUGUAUAGACUGUUUAGCAAUUCUUACAUUCUCAGUAUCAGUUGGAAGUAAUUCUUAUUUAUAAAUGUCUUUUUUUAUCAUUUUUCAAUGUAAGCAACAGAAUUAUUGAUAGCAUCUGUUUACUGUAUUCUCCAAUUACACCAAAAAAGUUUGUAUUUAUCACUAUAAGCUAGUUAGUUGGAUAAAAAAGGAACAGAGAAACAUUAAAUGGAGUUUUAGUUUUAAAAGAUUGGGGCCAAUUUCUUAUGAUUAAACCAAAGGGAGUUAGAGAGAAUGGCUUAUAUUUAAAUUCUUUAAUAAUAACAAGACGUGACAGCUUUAAUAUAAAGAAAAAUAUCUUGGUUUAUAUAUAUGAUUUCAUUUAGUACUUGUAGAUAUAGCUUUAACAAAUAUCGUGUAAAGACGUGGGUUAAUAUAAUUUAGUGCUAAUUAAGUAAUACUUGUUGGGUUUACCUUUACAAUCUCUGAGGUAUGUAGUGCUUUUCUUUUCUUUUUCCUGCUUAUUAUUUUGAGUGAGAUUAAAAUAAUUCUGCCAAUUACCAGCUAUUACUUGUGUAAGUUUCACCUGCCAGCAAAAAUGCCAUAUCCAUUUAAAUAUUGAGUUGUUGCUCAUCUCUGCACAGUCCACAGGGCAUUGACACAUUCCUAUAACUCAGAACGAAAAAGCAAAGCCCCAGGGUCCAUUCUCUAGAUCAUUUAUCAUUAACAUGAUCAGAAAUGAUCUAGGGGUCAGACCAUGUUCUUAAUUUUUCAUUCUUUGUCAUAUGUAGGAACGUGUCGGGGCCCCUGUGCUAAAAGUCUAUAUGUUGAAUCUCCUGUACAAAAUCAACUGUACAACAUAGAUUGUGCAUUAUGCUUUAGAAAUAGUUUUAAGAAUAUUUUUGGUAUGGUUCACAAUUUACUUUCUAUAGAGCAGAGUGUAUUAUAUAUUAGGUUUAAUAUUUACUAAGCAGUGUCACUGUUGGCCUUAGUCAGCAAAUCUUACUGAGAAGGAAGUUUACUAGGAGAUACGUAUACAUAUUAAGAUUUGAUACCUUCUGUUUUCAAUUAUAUAUUCCUAUACUAGCUAUAGCUACUUCAAUAAAAAAUUAUGGUUAUAUUGAAACUAAAAUAAUUCCUUCUUAUACAUAUCCUUAUAUACUGUCAUUCUGUUAAUAUAUACUUUCGGAUAUAUCAUCUGUUGAUAGCAAAUAUAACCAGAAAUGUGAACACUUUCUUUGAUGGUGUAAUAGAAGUAUUUUCACCCACUGGUAUCAGUUGGGUGAGUUAAUAUAACUGUCAGUGGUUCUUUUAAAUUAAAUUGUUCAUACAUAUGUUGAUUGCACUUAUGUAUUUUGUUGUAUUGAAACCACAAAAAUAUUUUUUUAAAAUUAUUGAAGUUUUCUGUCUGUCAUCAGCUGUGGCUGUUAAAUUAAGUCGAGAAUACAAAUACUGUUGAUGUUGACCCAACUACCAAUGUUUGUAUAUCUCAACACUAUAGUAUACAUUCCUACUAAAAUAUUUGAUGAAACAAAAUAAUAAUCAUUUCCACUCUCAGUAUGGUAGCUAGUUAAACUAUUUUAUUCACGAGGAAAGAGUGGAAUCAUAUUUAUACUUUAGUCUGUUUUUGAAUCUCUGUCAAAAUGUGUGCUCUCUUAUAUUAUUACUGCCAUAUAUAUAGGCCAUGAUCAGUGGCUGAGGAAAUUGGAAGAUGAGGGGAAUUGUAAUGUCUGGGUUAUAUUUAGGGCUCAUGGUUACUAAUUCUUGCCUGCAAAUAUUAAUCAUAUGUUGUUAGAAGCUGCCAAAAGUGAGGAAUGAUUGAUUUCUGUGGUUUGUUGUAUAUUAAUUGUGAUAUAAAGAGAUUCGGUGACUAUAUAUAUAAAUGUUUCACUAUUGCUAAUUCUUCAUCAAUGUCAUAUCAUUGUAUACUUUCUAAACAUCUGUCCACCUCUUCAAUGUCAAAUCAUUGUAUACUUUCUAAACAUCUGUCCACCUCUUCAAUGUCAAAUCAUUGUAUACUUUCUAAACAUCUGUCCACCUCUUCAUGUCAAAUCAUUGUAUACUUUAAUUUCUAAACAUCUGUCCACCUCAUCAAUGUCAAAUCAUCAUAUACUUUCUGGACAAAUCUGCCCAACUCUUCAGUGUCAAAUUACCUUAUACUUUCUUGACAUCUGUCCAACUCUUCAAUGUCAAAUUAUCAAAAACAUACUUUCAGGACAUCUGUCCAACUCUUCAAUGUCAAGUUAUCAUAUACUUUCUGGACAUCUGUCUAGCUCUUCAGUGUCAAAUUAUCAUAAAACUUUCUGGACAUUUGUCCAACUCUUUAAUGUCAAAUCAUGGUAUACUUUCUGGACACUUGCAUCUGUCUAAUUCUUCGUCAUCAAACCCAGACUAAUGGUAUAUGGUGUCAACAUCAGUUAUUAUUUAGUUUAAAUCAUAUACUUUUCAGCACAAAACUAGAACUAUGAAGUGAGUGAGAGAAUGUAUUCAAUGAUUUCAGGAUAUCAUAGAUUAUAGGGUUAUAUUGUUGACUUAAAUGUGAAAUAUUGUGUUCAAACCAAAGGUGUUUAGCACCCAAAGUGUUUAUACAUUCUUCAUCAUAUUGUUGAUUAAUGAGUGUGCUAAACACCUUUGUUCAAUCCUUAGAGUUGAGAGACACUAAUGUAAUUCCAGCACUGAUAUGUACAAACUAAAUAAUGGUGGUGAGAUGAUGUUGGAAAAUUCUAAUAUAAAUGUUUCAUAAUUAUUUCUUAAUUUCAUUAAUUCACAUCAACUAAAAAUUAAGAAAAAGUGUUGUGAUGUACUGUACUGUUAACAAGAGAUGAGGCUUACAAAAUCAAUGCUUACCCAUUGUAGAUAUGUAUGUAUUUAAAAACCAGUUUUUGAUUUCUCCGAGACAGGAACUAAAGAUGGGGAAAAAAUUCUAUUAUUUCAGAUAAUUGAAUAUGCAUUACUACUCAUUGGACCUCAGAAAGUAUUUACCUUUAGACUCUUAACGCAUACUUUAUUUCUUCACAAUAUUCCAUGUUAUUAUUAUUUGAAAUCUGAACAUAAAAUCUUUUCUCACGAAGUGGGCAUGCCUAAAAAUCAGCCAAUGAAAACAGGCGGCGUAUCUCCAUGUAUAAGUUAAUUUCUUUGUACUCUAGAUCUUUCCUCUGUAUUAAAACCUAGAUAACAAUUUUAUUCAUCUGUCGUCCCAUAACUUUCAAAGUGAUGCCCUAUAGACUGAAAUUUUAUCACACAGCAGUAUUUAUUAACAAUCAUUUUGAUGUGUUUAAUCAUGAUGAUACUGCAGACAAGCAGAAGUAAUUGUUUGUCGGUAAACACUUUUCUGAUGGGUCAUCAAAUUGAAAGAAGCAUUUUGUGAAGCAAGGGAGGUAACUGGUACAUUAUUUUCAAGCACUAUAUAUGUAGUUCAGUCAUUUUGUGGCGAGUUUUGUUUUCUUCACUUCUAUAUAAAUAGACUGUAGUCAUUCAGUCACGUGAUGUAUAUAAGAAAACAUUCACUAACUAGUGUACAUGUAGUUUAGUGAAAACAAAAUAUGUUGAAGAAGAUAAUUUUUAUUUUAAAUGAACCAAAAUGAAAAUAAAAAAAUGUCAGAAAGCAG
Messenger RNA from Pecten maximus, 6265 nucleotides. RefSeq names its product sodium/potassium-transporting ATPase subunit beta-1-interacting protein 3-like. The record is from RefSeq and is a predicted model, not a curated record. Gene Ontology annotation, biological process: regulation of sodium ion transport. Lineage: Eukaryota; Metazoa; Mollusca; Bivalvia; Pectinida; Pectinidae.